AUGAGCAAAUUGUGGCAUGUGUGGAAGUGCAGGGACUCUCGUGGCCAUCUCGUCUUACAGGACUGGCACGAAAAAUAUGGGGAAUUUGUGCGAACCGGUCCCGCUGAAAUUACCAUAUUUCAUCCCGCGGCCUACGAGGCCAUGGAUGGUCAUGACAAUCGAAACACACGCUCUGAUUGGUACGACCUUCUCUAUCCUCGCAUAUCCUCAAUCUUUACUCGCGACCGACACCUGCACCAUGAACGGCGCAAGAUGUGGGAGCAAGCGUUGAGCAAAAAGGCAUUGAUCCAGUAUCAUCGGCGGGUGUUGAAAAAGGUACGAACACUGGAAAGCCGCGUUGCUUCUCAACAAUCGCGUGCUGUUCUCAUAAAUGACCUGAUGUAUUUCUUUGCCUUCGACUCUAUGGGUGAUUUUGCCUUUAGCGAGGAUUUUGGCAUGAUGAGGAGCAACAGGUGGCAUUCGUCGAUAGCCAUGCUGCGUUCGGCGCUCACGAUGCUGGGUCCUUUCAGUCCUGCGAUAUGGAUCCCGAGACUGGGAUUCGCAUUUAUUCCUACCCUUUGGAAGGUCCGACACUGGUUUCACAUGCUUGAAUUUUGUGAUCAAUGCAUGGCUCGACGGAUGAAGAAAACACUUCCAGAUCGCGAUAUUGCAUCUUGGUUCAUUGAGGACCAUGUCAAACAUGGAUCUGAUCCCACGCGAGCGAGAUGGUUGAGCGGUGAUACUGCAACACUAGUUGUAGCUGGAAGUGAUACCACUGCUCCAAGCCUAACCCUUCUCUUCUAUUUCCUUGCUCGGUUUCCUACCCAUACUGAGAAGAUAUAUAAAGAGAUCCGCGACAUUGAUAGGGAAAAUCCAGCUGCCUUGGCCACAUUGCCACAUCUGACAGGAACUAUAAAUGAAGCAAUGCGACUGCUCCCAGCAGUGCUAACCUUUAGCUCUCGAGUAACGCCACCAGAAGGGCUGACGAUAGACGGGACGUUUAUCCCGGGAAAUACCAAAAUAUGUGCGCCACGUUAUACACUUGGUCGACUUGAGACGGCAUAUGUCAAUCCCCAUGAGUUCAUUCCUGAGAGGUGGUACAGCAAACCGGAGCUGAUCAAGGAUAAAAGGGCAUUUGCUCCUUUUGGUGUCGGUAAGAGACAACCCUACCAUUGA
Penicillium griseofulvum is the source of this 1155-nucleotide messenger RNA. RefSeq names its product cytochrome P450. The transcript has 6 exons. The record is from RefSeq and is a predicted model, not a curated record. Bases 1 to 1155 code for a protein of 384 amino acids. Gene Ontology annotation, molecular function: iron ion binding; heme binding; oxidoreductase activity, acting on paired donors, with incorporation or reduction of molecular oxygen. NCBI's taxonomy places the organism in Eukaryota, Fungi, Ascomycota, Eurotiomycetes, Eurotiales, Aspergillaceae.